Molecule: messenger RNA, 2097 nt
Organism: Solanum dulcamara
Lineage: Eukaryota; Viridiplantae; Streptophyta; Magnoliopsida; Solanales; Solanaceae
Product: probable polyamine transporter At3g19553
Exons: 2
Coding region: 229-1734 (501 amino acids)
Biological process (GO): transmembrane transport
Cellular component (GO): membrane
Molecular function (GO): transmembrane transporter activity
Source: RefSeq, a predicted model, not a curated record
GCAAAGCACGUGCAUGAAGCACAUUCUCAGUUUGACUAUGUCCACUUCUUCCUUGUAGUCAUCCAAGAAAAAGAAGAGAACAUGAUUUAGAUUAAAAAAUUGUGUUGCAUAUGAUUUAUAGCUUCCAAAUCCUUUCCAUAAAAUAGGGAUCUCCAGAUUUACUAUCUUGGUGUUGGUGGGUUGACUUUGUGUGUUCCCUGACCUCUCUCCCCACCUUGUGUUUAAUUUAUGGGUGAGGAGGGAAUGGUGAAUGAUGUCAAGAACACUGCAAGUGAAAAGAAAAAUCCAAAACUGACUUUAUUGCCUCUUAUUGCUCUGAUUUUCUAUGAAGUUUCAGGGGGGCCUUUUGGUGUAGAAGAUUCAGUUAAAGCAGGUGGUGGCCCUUUGUUAUCCUUGCUUGGUUUCUUGAUUUUCCCUUUAUUUUGGAGCAUACCUGAAGCUCUAAUCACAGCUGAGUUAGCCACAAGUUUCCCUCAAAAUGGUGGUUAUGUCAUUUGGAUAUCAUCAGCUUUUGGACCCUUCUGGGGAUUCCAAGAAGGCUUUUGGAAAUGGUUUAGUGGUGUCAUGGAUAACGCUCUCUACCCGGUACUCUUCCUCGAUUACUUGAAACAUUCCAUGCCCAUCUUUAAUCACUUGAUUGCAAGAAUUCCAGCCCUCUUAGGAAUUACAGUCUCUUUAACAUACUUGAAUUACAGAGGACUGCAUAUUGUUGGUUUUUCAACUUUUUUGCUUGCAAGUUUUUCCCUUUUCCCCUUUCUGGUAAUGGGAAUUCUCUCGAUUCCUCGGAUCAGGCCAAGACAGUGGUUUGUUGCGGAUUUCAAAAAUGUUGAAUGGAGGGGAUACUUUAAUACCAUGUUUUGGAAUCUGAAUUACUGGGAUAAGGCCAGUACUCUAGCAGGAGAGGUUGAAGACCCUAGUAGAACAUUUCCAAAGGCGUUGCUCGGGGCUGUAGUUUUGGUGGUUUCGUCCUACAUAAUUCCACUUCUUGCCGGAACAGGAGCUUUAAAUUCUAAUCCUAGUGAGUGGAGUGAUGGUUAUUUUGCAGAAGCUGGAAUGCUCAUUGGUGGACUAUGGUUAAAAUGGUGGAUCCAGGCUGCAGCUGCAAUGUCUAAUAUGGGCUUGUUUGAAGCUGAAAUGAGUAGUGAUGCCUUCCAAGUUCUUGGGAUGAGCGAAAUGGGAAUGCUUCCUUCUAUAUUUGCUUCAAGAUCAAAAUAUGGGACACCCACUAUCAGCAUCUUAUGUUCUGCAACAGGCGUGAUCUUUCUGUCAUGGAUGACUUUUCAAGAAAUUGUGGAAUUUCUUAACUUUCUCUAUUCAUUAGGAAUGCUUCUUGAGUUUGCAGCCUUCAUAAAAUUAAGGAUAAAGAAGCCAGAUCUUCAUAGACCUUAUAAGAUCCCGUUGCAAACAGUUGGAGCAACAGUCCUUUGCCUGCCGCCUUCUCUGUUGCUUCUUUUUGUCAUGUAUCUGGCUUCUUUAAAGACGUUCAUAGUAAGUGGCUCAGUCAUUAUUCUAGGAUUGCUCUUAUAUCCUGCCAUAGUGCAUGCAAAGGAGAAAAAAUGGUGUCAUUUUAAUACAAGAGAACGAUUGGGACUUUCUAAUGAUCUUGAGGACCUAUCAGGACCUACUGAACUUGAUCAGGUUGUUGCUGAUGAUGCAUCUCUUAGCCUACUCGGAAACUCUAAGAGAGUACAAGAUUCUAAAACCUUGUCACAAGAAAUCUCAACAGUGGAUUAGAAGAUACUUCCAUAUUUUGCUUACAUUUAAACCAGAAGGGGGAGCUUUGGUGCAACAGUAAGUAAGAGUUGACACAGUGUGAGCUAGACUUAAAUGGGUUCAACCGUGGAGACAGUUUCUUGUAGAAAUGCAAGAUAAGACUGUGUAAAAUAGAUCCAUUCUGAUCCAUCCCUUUCUGAAUCCCACAAUUGGGCUGCCCUUUUUUAACCAUAAGGGAUUUAUAUUUACAUAGUUCAAGCUAGGAAGGAAAUGUUUUUACCAGAAUGGGAGGAAAAGCCCAAUUAGAUUAAUUUAUGUUAACUCUUUGAAUGUCUUAUAUCUGAUGUGUAAUAGAUCCAUUCUUCUUUCUCUUUCUUCCAACUA